Molecule: messenger RNA, 1041 nt
Organism: Salvia splendens (bonfire salvia)
Lineage: Eukaryota; Viridiplantae; Streptophyta; Magnoliopsida; Lamiales; Lamiaceae
Product: expansin-B18
Exons: 4
Coding region: 56-862 (268 amino acids)
Biological process (GO): sexual reproduction
Cellular component (GO): extracellular region
Source: RefSeq, a predicted model, not a curated record
CAGCCAUAAAUACACAAAAAUAAAUAAAUCUUACACUUCCAAAUAUAUCCUUGAAAUGGCAGCGAGUUUAGGUAGUGUAUUAUCUAAGCUAGUAACAUAUAUAAUUGUAGUGUUUUUCAUGAGCAAAAUAUGCGAAAGCUCGAAACACAACUCGUCUCGGAAAGCUUUGCACUGGUCGUCUGCAGGCGCGACAUGGUACGGAAGCCCAAACGGCGCAGGAAGUGACGGAGGAGCGUGUGGUUACGGGAACCUUGUUUCGGAAGCUCCAUUCGCUUCCAUGGUGACUGGAAUUGGGCCAUCCCUCUACAAGUCUGGCAAGGAAUGUGGAGCUUGCUACAUGAUUAAAUGUAGGAAGCACCCAUUAUGUUCGCGUAAAAUGGUGCGGGUGGUGAUAACGGACUUUUGCCCGGGAGGAGCUUGCCUAUCCGAUGCUGCACAUUUCGACCUCAGUGGAACUGCGUUUGGAGCCAUGGCGGUCCCUAGCCAACAAGACAAACUUCGUGAUGCUGGCAUGUUACAAAUCCGUUAUGCUAGGGUUCCGUGUGACUAUUCGGGGAAAAAAGUAGCGUUCAAGGUGGAUGCAGGGUCGAACCCAAACUACAUGGCAGUAGUGGUCGAGUAUGAAGAAGGGGACGGAGACCUUGGACGGGUGGAUCUACAGCAAGCAUCGAGUAGCGAGUGGCUAGAAAUGAAGCAGUCAUGGGGAGCAGUAUGGAAGCUCGACCCGGGAUUCGAGCUCCAUCCUCCCCUUUCUAUUCGCCUCAUCUCUCAACAUUCACUCCAAACUCUUGUUGCUAAAAAUGUCAUUCCAAUUGGUUGGCGUGCUGGUGCAACUUAUACCUCCCUUGUUAACUAUCUUUGAAACUUAUAUAUAUCACUAUGGCUUCCGCUGCAAUUUCUUGCAUCUGUGAUGCACUUACCAAUCAUAUGUAUUUAUCAUCACUUUCUUUUCUUUGUUUGUUUGGUUCUUGUUUAAGGCCAAGAGUUAAGAAUAUGAUUUGUCAUAUGCUUGUAAUUAUUCCAAUUUUAUAUCUAUCUAUC